Messenger RNA from Tricharina praecox, 432 nucleotides. RefSeq lists its product as uncharacterized. NCBI's taxonomy places the organism in Eukaryota, Fungi, Ascomycota, Pezizomycetes, Pezizales, Pyronemataceae. The transcript is spliced from 4 exons. The coding region runs from base 1 to 432 and encodes 143 amino acids. The record is from RefSeq and is a predicted model, not a curated record.
AUGGGCAUUUUUAGUAUAAAACGGCCAUCUAAAUACGCAUACAGAUCUAGAUCACGGGGGAUGGUGAGAGGGGGUGUCUCGCAAGAAGCGAGUGCGCAGCCCCCUAGCGACUACGACGGUGACGACGCCUCGAACAUGACGAACCCCGCCUUGCAGCCUGCUGGCGUGUACCCUGUCGGCCGUUGUGAACUCCACGCCGACCGGCCCGACGUCCUCUGCACCCGGUUCCAAGCCCGGUUCCAAGCCCGGUUCCAAGCCCGCGUCCACCGGUCCAGUCCGGCACUUGGAAUAACGGAUCGUCGCCCGGCCGGGCUGCUGCCACCGCUCGUGCUCGUGCUCGUGCUCGCUAUCGCCGUGUCAAUGCUGCUGGCCACCAAAAGUAUGACUCUACCUCUGUGGAACGGCGGGCGUGUGAUGGGUGAGACCUUGUGA